UAUGACAAUUCUGUAUGUGAUUCUAUGUGCAUCUAUGUUACGUUUCAGUAAACUAAUUUACCAUGUGAAUUUUUUCAUCAAAGCUUGUCAAUGUUUAACAUAUUCAAUAAACAUUCUUUUCAUAUUAACUACUGGAAAAACUGAAAAAUGUCCGUAGAUACGAAAGACAUGGAUAAUAAUUUGCCAUUACCGCCGCAAAUAAUGCCAAAAUGUUGGAAUGAAGAAGACAGAAUGAAUGCAUUAUUUUCGCCUUUUCGUAGUAAAUUGACAAAUCCUCUGGAUUGGUCAUCUAAAUAUAAGUUUUGGCAAAAUUUAAUAUACGAAUGGUUGAAAUAUACAAUGCAAUGUAAUUUUUCUAUCGCAGACUUGCAUGUUGUGUUUAAAAGAAAAGGAUGCACACCACUUUGUUUAAUAACUGUUGUUGAAGAGCUUCUGCGGAAUAAUGAAAUUAUUCCAGAGGCUGAAUUUUUAAAAGAACCUUGUGAUUCAUGGGCUGCAUGGUCAGUUGACAUAUUUGUGAAAAGACCUCUUACAUGGUCAUUUUCUAAGGUCAAAAGUUAUAUUGUAAGCGAAGAAAUUAAUAAGGAAACUAAAUAUAUACAUUUGAAAAUCCUUAAAAAUUUAGGAGAAAGAGUCUUCUCAAUUUUAGAAGAUAAAAAGGAAAAUAUUCUUGUACCAUUUUCUGAGAUAGUAAACAGUUGUAAAUCUAAAAUAAACAAAAAUAUAUCAGAUAAUACUAUAAUGUUAAUCUUAAUUUGGUUGAGACGUGAAAAAAAAGUGGCCUUUACAAAUAAUGCUGAUGAGCAUGAGUUACUGAUCAAAAUAACGGUUCAUUCAUCGGAUAAUAUAACAGAAAUUGAAGAAGCACUGUACAAAUUAAUAAAGCAAGAGAAUGAACUUGUAAAAGAAAUACAAUUUAUGGAAGAACUAAAAAUUGAUAUUAUAAAUCAGGUUAAAUGUUAUUUAGCUAAUGGUUUACGCCAAGUAGCAAAGACUCACUUAAGAAAGAAAAUGGAGCUAGAAAAUAAUAUAGAAAAACGAUCUCGAACUCUCGAAAACAUCCGCGGUCUUAUAUCAAGAAUUCAAGAUACUCAUACGAAUACAGCUGUACUAUUGGCUUACAAAACAGGAUCUGAUGUAUUAAAAAAAUUGAGUGAAAGUGGUCUGUCGGAAAGUAAUGUUAGAGAUGUUAUGGACGAUUUAUCAGAAGCUUUAGACGAACAAAAAGAAGUACAAUCUAUUUUAUCAGAAACCUUUGAAAGUGAUGAUUCGAAUAUUGACUUGGAACAAGAACUAGAAGAAUUAAUGAAACUUGAUGAAUCGGUUUUGCCUGAAAUACCAAGUACAACAUUAAGGUCCAAUAUUGAUGAUCUUAAAGAUGAUUUUAAAAAAUUACGUGUUGGAAAUACUGUUGUUGCAUCCAAUACCUCUUCAUUGAAAACAUCAUCGCAAACUAUUAAAAAGAAGAAGACCUUAACUGAACCUGAAUGUUGUCUUUACAAAUGGAUAUACUGGCUCUGUGAUAUUUAA
Dufourea novaeangliae is the source of this 1530-nucleotide messenger RNA. RefSeq names its product charged multivesicular body protein 7. The record is from RefSeq and is a predicted model, not a curated record. The transcript has 6 exons. NCBI's taxonomy places the organism in Eukaryota, Metazoa, Arthropoda, Insecta, Hymenoptera, Halictidae. Bases 148 to 1530 code for a protein of 460 amino acids. Gene Ontology annotation, biological process: vesicle budding from membrane; late endosome to vacuole transport via multivesicular body sorting pathway. Gene Ontology annotation, cellular component: multivesicular body; ESCRT III complex.